GGAGAAUUUAAACGGCUUGAUAAAUUUUGGAUAUAUUAGGACCUUUAACUGCUCGAGUUAGAGGAAUUAGGGUUAGGGUUUAUAGAGACCCUUACAUUGAUGGGUGAGUUUUCUGUGUCUUCGAAGGGUUGAACAGAAGGGGGAAAUCAGUCACAGUUGCAGGAGGCGGCCUAGCAGCAGAUUAAGCACCCAACAAUGAAGUAUAAUCCAAGAGUCAGUAGUUCCAGGCGGAAGAGUCGCAAGGCUCAUUUUACAGCCCCAUCCAGUGUGAGGCGUGUUUUGAUGAGUGCACCACUUUCCACUGACCUAAGAAACAAAUAUAAUGUUCGUUCUGUUCCAAUCAGAAAAGAUGAUGAAGUUCAGGUUGUAAGAGGGACGUUCAAGGGAAGAGAGGGGAAGGUGGUGCAAGUUUAUCGAAGGAAGUGGGUCAUCCAUAUUGAACGCAUCACCCGAGAGAAAGUCAAUGGUUCAACCGUGAAUGUUGGUGUCCACCCAUCCAAGGUUACGGUGACAAAGUUGAAGCUAGAUAAGGAUAGAAAGGCUCUUCUAGAGAGGAAAGCCAAGGGCAGAGCUGCUGAGAAAGGAAAGGGUAAAUUCACGGCAGAGGAUGUUGCUCAACCUCUACAGGAUGUUGACUAGAUUUUUUGUUAGUUUUAGUAGUUGGAAGGUGUGAAUUUUGUACUGAACAGGGUUGAAGUUUUCCCGUAAUGUUGCUGUGGUUAUAAAUAUUAUUUAAUCUGAUCAGGUCAGAACAUCUUUUUAGCGUUUAAUUGUGUUCCUAUUGUCUUUUAACUUGAGAGGCUGUAUGUUGCAAUUGACAAGAUGGGAAUAUUGAGCUACCCAUUUCCAUAUUUCUAAUGGAGUCCUUAUAUUUGAAAAGAAUGUGGCACUGCUUCAAAAUAAUCGAAGGUUUUUGAUUUAGGUA
This is a messenger RNA of Cryptomeria japonica (Japanese cedar), 925 nucleotides long. RefSeq names its product large ribosomal subunit protein uL24z. Gene Ontology annotation, cellular component: cytosolic large ribosomal subunit; ribosome. The coding region runs from base 196 to 639 and encodes 147 amino acids. The transcript is spliced from 4 exons. The record is from RefSeq and is a predicted model, not a curated record. Gene Ontology annotation, molecular function: structural constituent of ribosome; RNA binding. Gene Ontology annotation, biological process: ribosomal large subunit biogenesis; cytoplasmic translation. NCBI's taxonomy places the organism in Eukaryota, Viridiplantae, Streptophyta, Pinopsida, Cupressales, Cupressaceae.